AUGCGCUUCUUCACCUUCGUCGCUACUACAUUGGCUGCUGUCGCCAUGGCCAGCCCAGUCCCAGAUUCGCAAGGCGGUUAUUCAGCACACGGUGGUAGCGGACAGGGAGGCUGGAAUGGUCACGCGGAACCCCUCUGCCCUGCCGGUCUUGCCUCCAACCCCCAAUGCUGCCAGGUUGAUGUUGGCGGUGUCUUGGAUUUGACCUGCCAGACUGCGCCUGGUAACCCACACAACAUCGAUCAAUUCCAGCAGGCCUGCGCCUCCAUCGGUCGCUCGCCACAGUGCUGCAGCAUCUCUUUGCUCGGAAACGAGCUCCUCUGCAACAACCCACUCCCAUAG
Molecule: messenger RNA, 339 nt
Organism: Sphaerulina musiva SO2202
Lineage: Eukaryota; Fungi; Ascomycota; Dothideomycetes; Mycosphaerellales; Mycosphaerellaceae
Product: Hydrophobin_2-domain-containing protein
Exons: 4
Coding region: 1-339 (112 amino acids)
Cellular component (GO): extracellular region
Source: RefSeq, a predicted model, not a curated record